Cynoglossus semilaevis (tongue sole) is the source of this 5568-nucleotide messenger RNA. It is a transcript of the gene pcdh12, whose product is annotated as protocadherin 12. Gene Ontology annotation, cellular component: plasma membrane. The coding region runs from base 537 to 4091 and encodes 1184 amino acids. The transcript has 5 exons. Gene Ontology annotation, molecular function: calcium ion binding. The record is from RefSeq and is a predicted model, not a curated record. Gene Ontology annotation, biological process: homophilic cell-cell adhesion. NCBI's taxonomy places the organism in Eukaryota, Metazoa, Chordata, Actinopteri, Pleuronectiformes, Cynoglossidae.
GGGUUGGGGGUUUUAAUGGUGGUGGUGUCGUGUUUCGUUAAAAAAACACUUCACAGUGGUGCCUCUGACUUUCCUAAGGGCAGCAGAGGAGAAGGAAGGAGAGGAGGGAUUUUCUUGUGUGUGGAGUGUGGAUUCUCCUCCUCCUGAUCUUCUGAUUGGUUGCUGCUUCCAGAGCAUGUGGAAACCCACAUCCAAACUUUACCAGUUCAAGAAAAACUCUGCAAAGUGUAGGAUGAACUAGGAGGCCGGAUCCCAGCAGCGGCAGCAGCAUGAGUGAGUUACAGUAUGAGGCAGAUAAAAGAGUGCUGAAGGAGAGGCUGAUGAGGCUAUGAUUCUGUCUCCUUAUGUCUCUUUUUGUUUUCUAGAUACUUUUCUUAGAGUUAGGUAUAUUAGUAAUUUUUUAUUUAUAUCGGAAUAUAGAAAAGGUCUUUUUAGUUGUUUUAAUUUUAAAGUUUCAAAAGUAUUUUUAGACUGAAUGUAAACAAAAUGUCAGUUUAGUGAGUGGACAGAAGAAAAUACUUAUACCUGCCAUCAUCAUGCUGCUGCCUUUGCUUCUGGUUUUGGUUCUUUGCUCCGAGUCUCACUCUUCUGAGUCAUCAUCAAUAACUAUCCAGUACCAAGUUCAGGAGGAGCAGAUACCAGGAACUCAGGUCGGCCGGCUGUUGGAUGACCUCCGGCGGAGAGACGAGGUUGGUCCCCUGGAAGAUUUCCAGGUGGUAGAAAACGGAAGAGCCCUUCCCUUCACUGUCAGCACCAGAGAUGGUGUUGUCUCCACCCAAGGACGACUGGAUAGGGAGGCGCUGUGCCGAGGUUCUGACCUGUGUGAGGUGGCCUUCAGUGUCCUGUACAGGAAAAGUGGUGCUAUGAACUGCUUAAGGGUUCAUGUGGAGGUGAUGGACCUAAACGACCACAGCCCUACCUUUCCCAGCACUCUGCAGGAGGUGGAGAUUUCAGAGACAGCCAGCCUCAGAAUGAGAAUCCCUCUGGACCGUGCGGUGGAUCCAGACGCUGGCCCGAAUGGCCUCCAAACGUACUCACUGUCUGUUAACCAACACUUUGCUUUGGAUGUGACUGUUGGUCCGGAAGGAACAAAACAAGCAGAGCUUGUCGUCAUUAAGGCACUGGACAGGGAGGUGGAAAGCUCUUUUAACCUUACACUGGUGGCGUGGGAUAAGGGCAAUCCGCCCAAAUCUGGGAGUACAAUAGUUAGAAUCAUCAUUCAGGAUUCCAAUGACAACAGUCCCACCUUUGAGAAUUCCACACCCACUGUGGAGCUACCAGAGGACACAGCCCGUGGGACAACCAUCAUCAACCUCAAGGCUACUGACCCUGACCAGGGUGCUAAUGGAGAAGUGGAGUAUUUGUUAAGUAAGCACACUCGUUUAGAAGUGCAAAGGCUCUUCUAUGUGGACCCCCACAGCGGUGCUGUGAGUCUCAGAGCACCCCUAGACUAUGAGGCCCACCCCUCUUAUGAAGUGGUAAUCCAGGCCAGAGAUCAAGGGCCCAACGCAAUCCCAUCACACUGCAAAUUACAUGUAAAGCUAACAGAUGUCAAUGAUAAUGCACCAAGGAUACACAUGACCUGGACUCCACCAGAAUCACCUGCGGCAACGGUGCUAGAAGGAGCACGGAUUGACACCUUUCUGGCUCUGGUGAUGGUCUCUGACGCAGAUUCAGGGAACAACGGCAGAGUGACAGUACGGAUUGAACAGGGAUCUGGUCCUUUUCGCCUCAAGCACAUCCAAGGUGACAAUUAUAUGAUUGUAACUGAUGGCCAGUUGGAUCGAGAGAAGGUAAUGCAGUACAACAUCAUUCUCCUUGCCCAGGAUCAUGGCGAGCCUUCAUUGUCUUCUGUUAAACAACUGCCUGUUCAUGUUCUAGAUGAGAACGAUAAUGCCCCAGUGUUUACUAAAUCCCACUAUAGGAUUACUGUGAAAGAGAACAAUGUUGCAGGCUACCACGCUCUCAAAGUUGAGGCCAACGAUGUUGACCUGAAUCUCGGUGGAAGAGUAUCUUAUUUCAUUUACAAUUCUAACAGCAUCAACAACACCCAGUCUUUCUCUGUCCAUCCAACCAGUGGUGUUAUAAGCAUUAAUCAUCCUCUGGAUUAUGAAGAAUCCAAAAGCUACUCUUUUAUUGUAGAGGCCGUUGACCAUGGUCAUCCACGACUUACCAGCACAGCAACUGUGCAAAUUGAUUUAGAAGAUGUGAAUGACAACUAUCCUGUCAUUAAGGAACCAAAACCUAAAAAUGAUGUAGUGUCUUUGAGUGUACCUGUUAAUGCAGACCGAGGGGAGAUAGUGACAGAACUUGGUAAAGAAAUGGAGGACAUGCUAUCUGAUAUGGCAAUUAGUCCUCCUGUUGGGAAAGAACACACUGGAUUUCUUGCCUCCACCAUAGAAGCUGAAGACGCAGACUCAGGGAUUAAUAGUGAACUUCAGUACUUCAUUAGUCAUGGAAACCCCAGAGGUCUCUUUGUGUUGGAUCAGGUUACAGGGCAGCUCUUUGUUAACACCACAAAUGCAACUGAGCUAAUUGGGAAAACAUUCAAGAUGGAUGUUUCUGUAUCAGACAAGGGUACACCCAGUUUGACCACAAAAGUGAGCUUAGAGGUAACAUUUAUAAAUCUCAAGGACCACCUGAAGAACUCAUCACCUGGCAACAGUGGGCAGCUAAGUUUCACAAUGAUGAUAGCUGUCUGCCUGGGUGCUACAUGCCUCUUGCUUCUGUUUGCCAUUGCUUUGGUGACAACACUGUGCCGCCCUGAGAAAAGGGACAACCGCGCUUACAACUGCAGACAGGCGGAAUCGACCUACACGCGCCAUCCUCGUCGACCACAGAAGAACAUCAGAAAAUCUGACAUUCAGCUUAUCCCUGUAAUACGCGGAAGAAAAGAAGAGUCUUCUGAGGAUGACAGUGAAGCCCAGCCGUUGUCCCCACCUCCAGCUUUGUCAGUGGAGCAACAAAAAGAAAGAGAAUAUAACUUAAUGCCAUCAAUCUUGAACACAAGCUUUCAUUCUCAAGGCUACCCAGAAGGAGAAACAACUCAACCAGUAACCCAUCACUGCAGAACUCUCAGAAAACCUGGAAACAUUGAACUUGAUGGUUCCUCUCUCCUACCUCUGACGCCGGCAUCAUCCUACCAAACUCUAACCCGAAAAACCAGGAACACUUCAUCAUCAUCUUCAACAUCAUAUUCAAGCACAUUAAAGCGCAAAACUCAACCUAAAAAGGAAGAGGCUGACCAGGCAUGUAUGGGGUCACAAGCUACUCUCAGGAGGCCAAAGACAUCGGAAAGUCAGGGAAUCCGAGACGCAGAGCAUCGGCAAAUGCUCAGAAACCUGGUUCGUCUGUCCAUGGCAGCGUUUGGAGACUCCAUUGAGCUGUCCUCUGCUUCACCAGAGGUGCAGCAGAUCUCUCAGCUCCUCUCCCUCCUCCGACAGGGGCAGCUGCAGCCAAGGCCAAACUUCCGAGGGAACAAAUACUCUCAUCGCAACAGAUACGGAGGUCAGGACUGUUCUGAUUGGCAGAGCACCAAAGACAGUGGACACGGAGAAAGUGAGGCUGGAGAUGUGGACUGGGAAGCUGGAAGAGACUCACCCAUAGACCCACAGCUGGAAGAGGGUCUGAACAACCUUCUGAACAAUCCAGAUGACGUCUUCUCAGAGGUCAGUGACCCGGCCUGGAUGGCCAGACUCUCACUUCCUCUCACGGGUGAUUACCACGACAACGUUUUUGUCCCCAAUGGUCCACCAUCAUCUGAAAGUGAGCAGCGUCCUCGGGAUUGCCUUGACUCCUCGUCCUUCUCCACCUUUGGUAAAACUCCAGAGAAGGACGGCCCACUAGGCGGCGCUCUCUUAUCCGAGGUCAGCACCCUGUUUGAGAUGCUAAUGACUCAAAAAGCUGAUGCCCACCCAGGCCCCCGACCUGAAGUCCUGUACCGACUCUCUGCAGCCUAUCGCCGCUCACUGGGCCUGGAUGGCAGUGGAGCGACAGCCGCAGCCGGAGGAGGAAACGCAGCAAGAGGUGCUGGGAACGCUGAGAAGCGAUCAGGUCUGGCUACAACAUCAGAACUUUGCCAGGAAAUGUAACGUGUGCUGGGACAAGAGACUCCAAGCUGAGUGACUCCAGCUCCAAGAGAUGUUUUUAAAACGAAAGAUGACUAAUCCACAGAAAAAGGAAACUAUUAAAUACCAACGAUAAAACAAAAGUCAAUAUAAACAAUGUGAGAGCAUUUGUGAUUUGAAGGAGCAAAGAAAGUGACAUGAUCCAGCAGAGGGCGCACUUGAAACACCUACACUAGGGCUAUUGAAUUAUAAAUUUACAUGAGCCAGAUUUUCAUAACACUAAAGCCAAUUGGGUCAGACAUUUAUGGUAGCUGAUGUACCGGUGGUAACUACAAUAUCAUGACCAAAACGUAUGAAUAUAUUAAAAAAUACUAAAUGCAUUGUGGGUUGCAUAUCACUGGGGUGAAGCAAUCUGACCUAUUCCAUAGCAGAAAGUUUUGUUUACUCACAAGGAGUAAUUCUUUCAGUUUUAUUCUGUGUUUCUCAAACGACUACAGAUUGGACCACUUUGAGGUUAUGUCUGGACCGCAUGUGGCCCACAGGCCACUAUUUGGAAUUGGCAAGAUCGAAACCUCCAAUUUUUUAUUUGGGAAAGAAGACAAUAACAUUAUGAUGUUUUGCUGUGAAAAUGGAGGACAUGCCCCAGACAAACCUCUUCAGUUCAGACGCCAGAGAAAACCAACGCAAAUGUUGAUGUAAAUAUGUAGAACCGAGUCAGCCUCACUGAUACUGGUGGAAACAGUCAUAUCACUGUUUCUUGCAGUUGCUGUAACUGGCAAAAAGCCAAAGCCAGACUACAGACUACACAUUAAAGUGAAUGUGAGCUGAAUUGGCAGAAGAAGAGUUUCCACAAUCUCCCCAGGAAAUAAAUCAUUUUGGACUGUGUAGAGUUUCAAAUUUCUUUUACACAUAUUUUUUGGUCAUUCUAAUUGAUUGGUCAUUUUGUGUAUAAAAUGUCAGAAGUUGUACAUUUUGAACCAAACCUAAGAGUAACAACAUUCUCAAAUGUUUUGUUUUGUCAAUGAGCCAAAGAUUUGCUGUUAAAGGUAAAUAAAGACAAAUAUAUAUAUUAUGGGUUAUUUGUUGGUUGAGUUAACCAAUCAAAAAGGGAAAGGAGGAAGGAUACGAGUCCAGCUUCGUUUUGUUUUGCAGUCACAGAAUAUCUUUAGCUUCAUUUCAGUGUUUCUGACUCACUUGGUCACAAACAUCAAGAGAAAACGCCAAUAACUCGCAGGAAAUCCCUCUUUGUUUUUCUGGUCUUCUGAAUGACAAAGAGCAAAGCACAGGCGAAACACUGCUCAGUCUAAACAUCCCAAGUUCAACAGCAUUUCUGUGUUGUUUCACCAGAGAUUCGCUGUAUACGUUUGUUUGAUGAAUGUUUCCUUUAAAUUUCAACCAAACCUUUUUUUUUCUCUCUUGUGAGUUUUCUGUGUUUUGCAAACAAGACAAAAAGCACUUUGUAAAUAGUCUUUUGUAAAAAAAAAAAAAAAAAAAAAAAAAA